ACAACAAAGAUGGACGCGUGUUCUGCCGUCGAGAGGGAAAUUGAUAAAGUUUUGUCGAAAUUCACCUCCUACAGUGACCAUGCGUCGAGUACUAUUAGUCAUCUGCGGACAAAUAUUGAGAGUCUGAGGAUUGAGAUUGAUCAAGCUCAUAAUGGUGAUAUCACAGAAGCCCAAGCAGUUAUUCUGAGCCAGGCCCUUGGUCGUGUAAAAGAAGCAGUUACACGACUCAGCACAGAACACAGAGAUCUGCAUUCUUCUGUAUCAAAAGUUGGCAAAGCCAUUGACAAGAAUUUCACUGCUGACUUUGGAUGUAUAAGCAAUGAUUCAGUGUUCAGCGGAGAAAAACAACAAUUAGUUAAUGAAGUCAUUUGUCAACAUUUCUUCCGAGAAGGACUUUUAGAUAUUGCAGAAGAACAUAUAAGAGAAACAGGUUUGGAGCUACAGGAAGAGUCACGUGAACCAUUUUUUGAGCUUAAUCGUAUUCUGGCAGCUCUUAAAAGUAGAGACCUUGAACCAGCAUUGCAGUGGGCUGAAGAAAACAGGGAGAAAUUGAGGGCCCAGAAUAGCAGUCUGGAAUUCAAGUUACAUCGGUUGGCUUACAUAAAUUUAGUUAGUGAAGGGCCGCACAGUGUUCCUCAAGCAAUUGAGUAUGCCAGAGUUCAUUUCACACCAUUUGUAUAUCAGCAUGAAAAGGUGAUCCAGAGCCUUAUGGGAUGUCUGCUGUAUGUCAAAGGGGGCUUGAUAAACUCUCCGUAUGCAGAUCUCCUAAGUGCACAACAGUGGUCAGAAAUCUGUGAUGUGUUCACAAGAGAUGCCUGUUCCUUACUUGGUCUCUCGGUAGAUAGCUCUUUGGCUGUGUGUGUAAAUGCAGGGUGUACAGCUCUGCCAGUUCUGCUUAAUAUCAAGCAGGUCAUGCAGCAGAGACAAGUACACAACAUGUGGAAUAGCAAAGAGGAACUCCCAAUUGAGAUUGAUCUUGGCCCAUCAUCUCGUUAUCAUUCAAUAUUUGCAUGCCCUAUUCUACGUCAGCAAUCAACAGAAACUAAUCCUCCCAUGAGAUUGAUAUGUGGUCAUGUGAUCUCACGGGAUGCCCUGAAUAAGCUUACAACCAGUUCAAAGUUGAAGUGCCCCUACUGUCCUGUUGAACAAAAUCCAGCAGAUGCUAUUCAGAUUUUUUUUUAAGAUAGCUUUAUCCCUAACUUAAGAAAGAAAAAAUAUAUAUAUGAGGAUACAUGCAUACAUAAAUUCAUGUAUGGAUACAUGGUCAUUUCAGCAUAAACAUACAUAAAUACAUAAACACUUGUAUACAAACGUAUAUACAUACAUAAAGUAUAUAAAUACGUAGUAAUUAUCAUGUAAAGUAAUUAGUAUAUAUCUUAAAGGCACGUUUGUUCACAGUACUAUUUGGAUUUUUUUCUUAUUCAGGAUGUAUACCAUAAAGUUCCAUGCCUUUGCUUUACUUAAAAAUGGUAUUUUCUAAGUUGUAAAGAGAUAGGCAAAUGGUUUAGAAUAUAUAUACAUAAAUCUGAAUUUGCCUUGCAUAUUUCUGUACAUAUGUUACACAGGGAGAAAGCUGGAACAGAGAGAGAAAGAGAGAGAGUGUGUGUGUGAUUGAUUGAGUGAGUGAAGCUACAGAGAAACUAGAGGGAUUUUUUCCUUGUAUUCCCAGUGUUAUGCGCAUGUCACUGUAAAGCUCAUGGCACUGGGACCAAACUCUUCUUAGCUGUCACUGCUUAGCAUAUGACACAAAUAUAAAGUUCAAAGAAUAGAGACAGGCUUAUAUAUCCCAUCUGGAAAGAGAUGGUACUUUGUGCUUUUGUACUGUUAUACAUAAAGUAGAUAGAGAAGAUGGUCUAGCUAUUUUGAUGAAUUAAUAUAUAUGUCCUGUUCAUUCACCACUUUCUUGUGCAAAGACAUGAAGUGAAGGCUUCUGUUUCUUCCCAAAAUGUGGGUCUGAAAGACUCAGAGUUCUUCUGUCUUCUUGAGGCCUGCAAUUUUAUAUGUCUCUCAAGUUCCUGGAUGUUUCACCUGUGUGUCAAUACAACAUAGUCCAGAUGCAAAGGCUUUCUAUUGAUGCUUUUAAAAGGAAAAAAGUGCACUAUGAAAGACUGAAGCACAGUGUACAGACAGAUGUGCCUUUAGGUGGAUGUGCUACCAUUACAAAUAUGUUGGAUUCUGGUUCACCUAUUAUUUUAUUUAUAUCCCUUCUCCCCAUGACAUUCCUAGAUGCAAAAGGGAAAUUAUGAUUCAUUUCCUUCCCAAGUGUUUAAAUCCUCCCGAUUGAAAAGCUUAGAUCUGAGAUACCAUUUUUUUUUUUAUAUUAUUGUGAUAAAGUUAUGGGAUGUGGUUAUUAUUAUUAUUAUCAUUAUUGUUAUCUUAUUUUUUAUUAUUAUAAUUAUACUGGGUUUAAACUAUAUUGAUGAUUUCAUUAUUAUAGUAAGAAAAGAUUAAUAAUGAUAAUAAUAGUAGUAUCACUUGAUACUUGAUAGUGAUUGCAAUAGUAAUGUAAUAUAUAUAUUUUUUUCAUUGCACAUUUCUUCAUUAUGCAGUCAUUAUUUCCUCAAAAACUAUUUGCUAAAUUAUAAUAAAUGAUAAUGAAAUAUUACUGUUUUAUUUCUUGUAAGAAUUUAUAGGUAACAGUAUUAUGUAGCAAUGGUUGGCUAGUCGGCCGUGAGACUACCAUUAGAAAGUUGCAUUUGUGAGGAAAUGUAAACCCAGGGCUUAUGAUUUUAAAUAUAUUUAUGUAUAUUAUUGCAGGUUUAGAAUUACAAGAUUAGAGGUAUAGAUUGGGUCUAACACUGUCAUGAGCCAAAUCACACUUUGUUAAGUUCAUCCCACAACAGUAUGAUCAACUUUGAUCUUUUUUGUCUGCAGUAAGUAGUCACACAUGUAGAAAUAUUAGUGAUCUAAUGAAAGCAAAAUGCAAAUUGUGUAAGAUUCAUGUAUUCUUUCAUAUUUAUUCAGAAAUUCCUCAUUCAGAGUACUUGACUGUAGGGAAAUAGUCCUUUAGAUGUAUCUUGCAUUUAUUUAACCUUUUUGUUUAGACUUACCCGAGAUUUAUUUCACAAAUGGCGAUGGGUUUCUGUCUUCUGUGUAUUGUGAGACCAGUCCAAAUGUUCACUGGAAUGUUGAGUAGUGUAGUAUCAGGUAAAAGAUAUAUUUUCUCGUUCACACAUUUCAGUAAGAUAUUACAGGGAUAGGAAUUCUGUUUAUACUCACAUGUUUAAAGAAAAAAGCUCAUGUUAUUUAGAAAUUAGCUACUAGGUAAAAUGUAGCAGUUAUACAAUUUAUUUAUAGCAGGUGUGAAGUCUAGGAACAAAAGUUUUUUGAGAUAAAAUUUCUUAAUGCAAGAUAGUAAUGUAAAGGUUGUAAGUGAGAAGGUGCACAUUUAACUCAUUGUUUGCACGAAUAUUAUUUAUUCUGUAUUGUAUAUAUUUUCAUUGAAUAUUAUCGUACUUUUUGGGUGUGCAGCUAUGUUGAUAUAUAGAUAUGGAAGUCAUGUAUGUCCAAAUUAUAAGCUGCAGAGGAAAAUGAUGUUAUAUUUAGAUUUAGUUAUAUGUUCUUAAAAUACUGUACACAUGCUUUUAAA
This is a messenger RNA of Penaeus indicus, 3589 nucleotides long. It is a transcript of the gene Sou, whose product is annotated as E3 ubiquitin-protein ligase RMND5A-like. Gene Ontology annotation, molecular function: ubiquitin protein ligase activity; protein binding. NCBI's taxonomy places the organism in Eukaryota, Metazoa, Arthropoda, Malacostraca, Decapoda, Penaeidae. The transcript is spliced from 9 exons. Gene Ontology annotation, biological process: proteasome-mediated ubiquitin-dependent protein catabolic process. Gene Ontology annotation, cellular component: GID complex; nucleus; cytoplasm. The record is from RefSeq and is a predicted model, not a curated record. The coding region runs from base 10 to 1182 and encodes 390 amino acids.